CCUCGUCACACGGCACGUGUCAGUGUGUGACUCAAACAAAGGCGCUGUCACGCUUUUAUCUUCUCCUCCACUUUCCAAUAAUCUCUCCUCUCUUUUUUUUCCAAAAUGGCGGAGAAAGAAUCGAUGGGGUCGACACGACUCGGCGCCUGACUGAGUGCGUGCGCUCAUGUGUUCCGUUAUUUUCCGGGUUCCUGUGCUCGCCGCGCUGCCGCAGCAGCAGCAGCCAGUUGACUUGUCGUCGCGCGGAGGAGAGGUCGGACUCGGCUCCCUCUCUCUGGCCGCCUGCCUGACCGCCUGCCUGUCUGGGAGAGGAGGCAACUAGCGCAACAUCAUCCUCCUCAUCAUGGCGGACCAGGGCGACUCUCCGGCGGCUGUUCAACAGCCGCCACCGGCGCUGACAACCAGCUGGCCAAUUACCAGAGAGGCGUACGAGCUGCAGGAAGUCAUCGGCAGCGGGGCCACAGCGGUGGUGCAGGCAGCCCUCUGCACCCCCAGACAGGAGCGUGUCGCCAUCAAAAGAAUCAACCUGGAGAAAUGCCAGACCAGCAUGGACGAGUUGUUGAAAGAAAUCCAAGCGAUGAGCCAGUGCAACCACCCGAAUGUUGUCACCUACUACACCUCCUUUGUGGUGAAAGACGAGCUGUGGUUAGUCAUGAAGCUUCUGAGCGGAGGUUCCAUGCUGGAUAUAAUCAAGCACACGAGCAAAGACGAGGACAAAAGAGCACUGGAUGAGCCAAUUAUUGCUACAAUAUUAAAGGAAGUCCUUGAGGGUCUCGACUACCUCCACAGAAACGGGCAAAUUCACAGGGAUGUGAAGGCUGGAAACAUCCUGCUGGGAGAGGACGGCUCUGUUCAGAUUGCAGAUUUUGGAGUGAGUGCAUUCCUCGCCACAGGGGGCGAUAUGACAAGACACAAGGUACGAAAAACCUUUGUCGGCACACCCUGCUGGAUGGCACCUGAGGUGAUGGAGCAGGUACGGGGCUAUGAUUUUAAAGCGGACAUUUGGAGUUUUGGAAUCACAGCAAUAGAAUUAGCAACUGGCUCAGCACCUUACCAUCGCUACCCACCCAUGAAGGUCUUAAUGUUGACUCUGCAGAAUGACCCGCCCAACCUGGAGACAGGGGUGGAGGACAAAGAGUUGCUAAAGAAAUACGGCAAAUCGUUUAGAAAGUUAAUAACUAUGUGCCUUCAGAAGGACCCCGCCAAGAGGCCAGCAGCUGCAGAGCUUUUGAAGUGUAAAUUUUUCCAAAAAGCAAAGAACAAAGAGUAUCUGGUCGAAAAGCUUUUGUGUUGCGCACCAAAAAUCUCCCAGAGAGCGAAAAAGGUACGUCGAGUCCCGGGCUCCAGCGGGCAUUUACACAAGACGGAAGAUGGAGACUGGGAGUGGAGCGACGACGAGCUGGACGAAGGCAGCGAGGAGGGGAAGGCAGCGGUCAAUCAGGGCAGGUCAAGAAGGGUCAAAGUGGAACCAGACGAUAACGAUGCCAAUGCCAACGACGUCCCAAUUGAAGGGUUGUCUCUUCAGCAUCCCCAGGUUGAACCAUUCGGGGAAACCACUUACAUCCAAGGCGUUGUGAACAUGGUGCUUCGGCUCAGGAAUUCUAAAAAGGAGCUCAACGACAUCCGGUUCGAGUUCACCCCGGGGCGAGACACGGCCGACGGUGUUUCGCAGGAGCUGUUCUCCGCAGGCCUGGUGAAUGGACACGACGUUGUCGUGGUUGCCGCUAACCUUCAGAAGAUAGUUGACGACCCGAUGACCUACAGAGUAUUGACCUUCAAGUUGGCCUCUGGCUGCGACGACUCGGAAGUCCCUGAUGAGGUGAAGCUGAUCGGCUUCGCCCAGCUGAGCAUUAGCUGAUGUUCCCUGCUGCGGCAGGUGAGAGGGGAGCCACGCUUCAAGAAGGACUGGGAAACAAACCGCAGCAGUAACUGAAGUAUAUCUCACCGGGAGCCGGAGCCCUGGCAUGUCCCCGCUUUGUAACUCCUGUCCCUCGACGCCCAACGACAUUCCACCGCCCAGCACACACACACACACACACACACACACACACACACACACACGGGGAUCAGGAGUCUGAAGACGAACUCAGGAGGUCCAAGAAGACGUAGCUCUGAAUGUCUUAUUUAUUUCUUCCUUUUUUUUUUUUACUUCAUCUUGUACAACAAAUAAUAAUUUAUUUAAACUUCUGUCUUUACUUUCGAGUUUCCAUGAGUCAGCGGAAUUGAGACCCUGAAUGAACCAAUGAGAUAAGCACAUUUCCAAGAUGAAUGUCUGGACAGCUGAUACAAUGUAUUGCCCUGUCCUUGUCUGUAACACGGACCGGAGCAGAGACCUGGACACUACUGUGCUUCAUGUCCCAGACGGUGGUGACGCUUCAGUCUUCUAGAGGUGCCUUCUUCAUUUCUCUGUGCCUAUCGCACCCAGUCGCGGUGGUAGGCCACGUGGAGAGCAGGACUGUCGGCUUACCAGGCCUGGUCAUAAUCCCAGCGCACUGCACCGAACCUGCUCUCAAUAUACAGUAUUUAAUCAAACCUACUGUAUUGCAGUGGAAGCUAGAGUCCAACGAGCCACUUCUUUGGAGGUUCGGAAUCAAUUUCAGGAGCUGGUCACGGAAAGUCAUUCUAGAUGAAGUAACUUGUUGUUAUCGGUGUACAUACAGUUUGUGUACCAUUUAAUCGCAUAACCAAAUUCCCACUGUGUAAUCAGCUGGCGUUAAAUUUGUGGAAAAAGGAGCAACAAAUAAAUUCAUUAACAAGGUAUACGUUGUGUUUGAGUCUCUUAAGAUACUGCAAAAGAUGUUUUUAAAUGUAUUUAUGACUUCAUUUGAAUGUAUUCAAUGCUCAAAAAUGAAGGGCAUAUUUUAUAUGAUAGAUACUUUUUAUUUGUGAAUUAAUUUUUACUUUUUGAUAAACUGUUUUUCUUAGGAGACAUUUUCUCAGAUCGUGCCACCUCCUCACUUCAAGUAACUUCAGUAAAAGCUACUUUUCCAAUGAGAAGGAAACAAAAAGAAGGGCAACGAUUGACAAGAAAAUUGACCAUCCCUGCUUCACAAAACAAAAUAUUUUUUUCAAAUGUGCGGGAUGCCCCAAAAUAUGAUUGUGCUAAAAUAUGUUUUCGCCUCUCCACUGACCCCUUCAGGACCUGUACAGGUGCUUGUAGUAAUUGACCAAGAAAUAAAAUACAGCAACAAUUGAAGAGUUUUAUUGUUCAAGUAUUGUUUUUUUUUUCAUAGAAAAAGAAAACAUCUUGUGAUGGAUAAACAGCAACCCACAAGUCCAAGAGAAAAUUCUGACUCAGCAUUUUAAAGAGGUCACUGUCGACACUCGGGCCCCAUCUGUGACCACAAGACGCUGCUGGUUGUCCUUCGCUGACAGAAGAGGCACACAUUUCUAUGAAACAAAGUUGGCUUCAAAACAACAAGGCGAUAAAGUGAUGAUGCAAACGGCAAAACAGCAGAAGGAAAAUUACAUUUCUGAUUUCACCAUUCCAUUUUUGGAUUCUCUCCCUGUUAGUUCUGCUGAGUCAGCAGCUCAGUAACCAGAACAGCUGCUGUUAAAGGGACGUAACAAACAAAUAAACAAAGGUCACCAGAGAGUCCAUCACUCGUGUGUUUUCUCUGCCACAAACUCUGCUGUAAACGCCUUGACAUUGCAGGAUAGAAAAGCGCAUCUGUGGAGUCUCUUUUGUCUCAUCUGGUUUAGCUACAUUUAAGACGUAGACAAGACUCUUACAUACUUAUGAGACAUACAAACUAACAAAGCCCAUUCAGCGGAAAAAAAGUCACCUAUUUUCAGAGUCCAAACCAUUUUAUUCAGCAAGUCUACUGCGAGUGCCCUACAGAUGACUGAGCUUCCGUUGGGUCG
Molecule: messenger RNA, 3864 nt
Organism: Synchiropus splendidus (mandarinfish)
Lineage: Eukaryota; Metazoa; Chordata; Actinopteri; Syngnathiformes; Callionymidae
Gene: stk39
Product: serine threonine kinase 39
Exons: 18
Coding region: 344-1858 (504 amino acids)
Biological process (GO): protein phosphorylation
Molecular function (GO): ATP binding; protein serine/threonine kinase activity
Source: RefSeq, a predicted model, not a curated record